AUGACGAAACUUUACGCUCUUUUUUCCAUCCUGGCGGCGGUGCCCGUGGCGAUAGCCCAGCAUCGAGGCACCCCAUUCGGCUUUGCUUCCGGCACCACGGGCGGUGGUAGUGCGGGACCAGUCUAUCCCCAAAACAAUCAACAACUCGUCAGCUACCUCACUGACAGCCAACCCCGUGUCAUCAUGAUCGAUCGCACUUUUGACUUCCUUCAAACAGAAGGGAGCGUAAACACGCGCUGUUGCCGCCUGAACACUUGCAGCAACGGCUUACAGCCUCAGUCCUACAUUGGCAAUACAUGCGACGGCGGUACCUGGGUUCCUUGCACCUACUGGAAUGCCCCUAAGAAUCCUAUCGAUGUCAAGAGCAACAAGUCCAUCGUCGGUGUAGGCAGCAAAGGUAUCAUUCGCGGCAAGGCACUCCGUCUGCGCGGCGGUGUGAGCAACAUCAUCAUCCAGAAUAUCCACUUCACUGAGCUCAACCCUCAGUACGUCUGGGGCGGUGAUGCUAUCACCCUGGAUGGAGCUGACAGGGUCUGGAUCGACCACAACAAGUUUUCUCUGGUCGGUCGGCAGAUGAUUGUUUCUGGUUGGGGCGCUGCCGGAAAGGUGACGAUUUCCGACAACGAGUUUGACGGCAGGACGUCAUGGUCCGUCUCUUGCAACAACAAGCACUAUUGGGCCCUGCUGUUGAUCGGCGCCAACGACUUUUAUACCUUUGCUGGCAACUGGUUGCACGACCUGUCCGGCCGUUCGCCCCACCUGGGCACCGGUGACAGCUCGUCAAACGUCGUUCACGUCGUCAACAAUUAUUUCCAGAACAUCGAUGGCCACGCUCUUGACAUCCAGGGCAACGCUUGGAGUCUACUUGAAGGGAACUACUUCGAUAACGUCAAGGAGCCUGUCUCUGCGGGCAGCGGCGGUGGCGGCGCUAAGAUCUACGAUAUUCGUCAGGUAGCGGAUGCUGCCAAAGCACAGAGCGCGCUUGGCUACAUUCCUGAAUGGAACCGAAACGGCGGUAGUAGUGGCGUGCCCAAAGUCCGUCUGGACCAGGAAGCUCUACAGAAACUCGGUCAGCACAAGAGCGCUAUCACAUGGUCUCACUGGAAGGUAGAGAACGUGCCUACCAACGUGAAGAACAAUGCCGGCGUGGGGAAAAUCGGCAAUUAA
Verticillium alfalfae VaMs.102 is the source of this 1167-nucleotide messenger RNA. RefSeq names its product pectin lyase. NCBI's taxonomy places the organism in Eukaryota, Fungi, Ascomycota, Sordariomycetes, Glomerellales, Plectosphaerellaceae. The record is from RefSeq and is a predicted model, not a curated record. The coding region runs from base 1 to 1167 and encodes 388 amino acids. The transcript has 2 exons. Gene Ontology annotation, molecular function: pectate lyase activity.